GUCGGUCCAUGCCUGUGCACCAUGUUGCUAUCCCGCCUGGUUCGUCCCCCUACCGGCCGGUGUCGUAACCCCGCCCCCCUGAAUCCUUCUUCUUUCUCCGUACGGGACCGCAAUGAUUUAGAAGUUCAGGAAUCCCACGCGACGUCAUCGGAGAAUGAUGUAAUGCUUCUGUAAAUAGAUCGUAUUGUAAUCCCGCUCCAGUCCAACGUGGUUCCUCUCUGGAGCGCCGCUUGUCCCUCUCCACUUGUAGGUAAGCCUUCACAAUUUACUUCCAUUCACAAAACUUUUAACCCAACUCAAAGCGUACUUUUUACUCUCAGAACACUUUGCUGAACCUACUUUUGGACGUCUUUUUUUUUCUUUUUUUAAUGUCGCGCAACUUUAGAUAUGAAAGUUCUUGGCGAACUGUCUCCGUUAAAGUCCCAUCACACCGGGCAGGUCGGUUUGAGCGCGAGCGUCUAUUUGGGGGGUGUGACAGCUCUCUCCAUACAGCUGUGCCGGGCUUGUUUAUGAGUUGAACAGGUUGCUUUUACGGAGCGGUGAGGAGGGACACACACCGGCAUGUUCUCGGGACGCACACUGACACCGGCUGCUCACUCGCCGGGGAAGUUUGCCGGCUGGAGCCGCUGCUUACGGUGCGCUGACCGAGCAUUAAAUUUGAAGCUGUUGCAGGACGUUUAUCAAACAUGGCAACUUUGGGGAGCAGUAAGUAGUCGUGGUGGUUAUAGUCAGGUGGUUUUAAAAGUUUGUGGAGUUAUAUUAUUUGUUUAACCCGUGGCGUUUGACAGACAGAGGAGGUGGAGAGGAAGGAAGCCUAAAAUUGUAGCUGCCCCAGAUUUCUCAUUUUUUUUAAGGCAAGCUCGACAUUAAUCCGUCUUGAAUUGGCAACAUGUUGUCUGCUCCCUUGUCGGAUUUAUGUAUUAAGGGUGACGUCAUUCCGCAUCGAUGUAACCACUCUGACAGGAGGUUUUGCUGAAAAUGUGCUGAGUGUGCUCUUCUUGUACAAGUGCGGCUAAAAAUGGGGGCAGAUUUAGCGCCAAAAGCUGCUCAAUAAUGUGAGUGAUCUUACUGAAGUAGGUCUGUUUUUGUCAAAUAAUGAAAUGUCAAAUUAUGUAAUAGAUCAAACAAGCAGAGUUGACUUAUAUCAUGACCUCCAAUUUGGGAAACCAGGAAUCCUCUGGUCCUUUUCCGCUCUUUCUGAGAAUGACAAAUCAGCCUAUCCUUGCUUGUGUUGUUGUGGAUGCUUGUUUUCUUUCCCUGUUUUGUAACACACAAACACACACACACGCUGACACACACCUAUGAAGUCACCUCUAUUUGGCGGGGGCUGGAAAAUGGGGGCAGUGGCAGGUUCAAACCUGUUAGGAGGAGUAGGCCCUCCCUGUGCCGCCUCCCGCCCUCAUUCCAUCUCUCCUCAAUUCAUUGUGUCAUCCUCCUCUCUCUCCCUUUCUCACUGCCACUUGCCCUUUCCAUUCCCCUCUCCAUCACCCUGUAAUGUCACUCUCAACCCCCCCCCCCCACCCCCCACCCCCCCAACAACACACACACAUACUUUCCAUUUCUUAUGGAAGCAUGUACUUUUGCCCUCUUCCUCUCCUCACUCCCCUCUCUAGCUCUCGCUCUUUCCCAUAACAACAGGACUCACUUUACCGCCUUUUCACGCAAACCUCCACAUUGUGUACCUGUGAAUGUACUCAACACACUCCUCAUCUCUGCUAUCUUCACCUUUAACCCCUCCUCGAUUGCUUCUUCCUUUCCUCUGGAGUUAUUAUCGGGACUAAAGGAGGACAUAAAAGUCGAGGAAGGGCUGCCUUAUUGACCUUUGGGUCCUCUCUACAAGUGUGUUUGGUGACAGUCAGCUGAGAGGAAUGCCCAAGGUCAGGGAGUUGAAGGCUUCUUCCUCAGCUCUCAGCGGAAAAUGAAGGGCCAGGAGUGAGAGCACUUCAAAAAGAAGUCAUAAUUAUCCCCCAUCACUUUUUUAGUAUCCUCAAUGAAGAGCUAAAAGGGUCAAGCUGGGGCGAAGUCGGCAUUUGGGCCCCUUAUUGUGUCUUCAGUCUGUGUUUGUAUUGACACUUACACCUUACAUUGACUUUAUUUUCACGUAACGCCCCUUUUAUCACACUGGUAUUAUUAACUGAUGCUCUGAUGAAAGCUUAAUUAUAGGUGGAAAUAGUUACUCUACACUGAGAAUUAAGCAACAUAAAAAACAGGAAAAGUGACGAUGGUGAUAAUAUGAGACUUUGAUACCCUUUUGAUGCCCACAUCAUGUUAUUAGCGAUGUGUAAUGAGUAGUCUGAAACAACACAGACAGAUUGAUUGUAUCAUCAUUCUUGCAGUGGCACCAAAGGGAUCAUUUGCGCCCAUCAUCUGCUUUAUUACACACUGUUUUAUCUGUAAAUACUUGAUAAUAGAGGAUAAGAGUAUCAUACAAGCUUAUGAUUAUUCUGAAACUAGCUGUCUGUGUAAAUAAAAACAUAGCAGAGAUAGCUAAAGGCUUAUUAAACAAUGUAAGAAACCCCAGAGACGUAGCAGUUCCCUACAGUAAAAUAGGGCCGUGUUUUAAAUAUGUUGUUCUUUCUUCUCUUUUGCAGGCUUGUGUAUGACAUGAAUGACAAACAGGACAGGCCUUAUGUGUGCGGCGCUCCCGGCUGCUCUCAGGUCAGCUGGAUACAGCAUGCAUGUGUUAUGUAAUGCAACCGCUUUAAAAAAUGUAUAUUAAGCUUUAUCAAACUUGGUCAAACAAUGAGAUCAUUCACUGCAGGACGUGGAGUAGUAUGCUUUAAAGUUCGGGGGGAAAAGAAGUGGUUUUCCAUGGCUGUUAAUUGUAGGAAACUGAACAAUACGUAGUUAAUGAGGCCAACCACACAGCCUGGAUAUUUGUAUGAUGCAAAAAAAGAGUGGACAUGAUGUAUUUCCAGACUGAUAAUAAGAGUAUUUUCCAGAUUUAAGAAUUUAUGAGUCAGUAAAGACCGUGCAAUAAAGAAUUACAGCGAGAACAACAGUGAAAUGAAACUUUAUAUCAAACUAAUGUUAUUCUAAAGAUUGAUAUAGUGACAAGACCAAGAUAAAUAAUCAUGGUCAAUGAGUGUUUAGUUUUUUGUCAUCAGAUGUCACAAGUUUUCCACUUUUUCCAGCCAGUACCCUCAUGACCAAUCAGUCAACUGCACGAGCUAAACUGAAAAUCUAUUCUGCUGUACAGCCUCACACAUCUCCUCAUGUCUCUCUCACUCUGUCGGUGUACUGCAGCGUUUCCAGCUAGAGGAGCACCUGAUCAUCCACAGACACAAGCAUGAGAUGACCCUCAAGUUCCCCUCUAUCAAGACUGACACAGCUUUUACAGGUGAGCGAGCCCACAGAGACCUGGCAAACGUAAUCAGUCGACACCUGAAAUGUUUUUUUCCCUUCUUAAACACGCUACAAGUCGCUCAGUUCGGCUGAGUGUGCGGCAACCUGUUUCAGCACUUUCAGCAUGAAGAAGUGAUGACUUCACGUUAUACAGCAUGAAAUCAGAUAAGCUCGAUACAGGCUUCCUUCCCUCUGAUAGUCUGCGCUGUGAAACAGAGCGGCUCCUGUUGCAGCCUGUACAGUACGCUGCAUCAGAUUAGACUGAAUAUACUGAUAACAGCAUCGGAGGGGGGCCCACUUGGAUUUAAAAACACAGAGAGGAGGUGCAAAAGUGUGGUCAGCAAAAAACACCUGUAACUUUAAUGUGUGAGUUUUAAAUUGUAUACUGGGAAAAGGAAGGAGGGCGCGAGUGCAUACAAUACAGGCUGUGUUUUUUACUUGAUGGGUGUAACCUGUGUUUUAUUAUUAUAUAUAGUAAAGAUUAAAUGAUCUGUAAUUUAUUGUCUUGGUUUACUGGUUAAUUAUUUAGCAUUCCGUUCACCCAAAAUACAAAAAAGAUAACUUAAUCUUAAUCUAACUAUCUUAAUUAAGAUAGAAAUAUGUGAAGUUUACAGUCAUGAAAUACCAAGAAGAAGAAGUAAAAAAUAUAUUCCAUUGAUUUUUGUCGAUAUCGAUCUACUGUGAAAUUGUUUGACUCAUUUAAGAUUUAUAUCACAGUUGCGUAAACUCUGGAAAAACUCAUGACUUUUCCGGACGGAUUUUGUAUAAUCUUCCUCUUCUUUUAAGUCCAAUUUUUUUUUCCCACAAGUGAAUAAAAAAGGGGUCAUUCUGUCCAGAAAGGAUGCUAACCCAAGGAAAAUCACAUUUUCAUGGGAUUUAGUGUCCCAUGAUAUUCUAAAUGCUACUUAAGAUGCUUACUGAAGCUCUAUAAAAAGUAGAAUUAGGGGAAAACGUCCCUAAAAACCACAAUCAAAGCCUGGAGUGCGUGCGAUGAAAUGUUUUGAGUGAUGUGCUUGUUUACUUAACUAGGACAUGAAAUUAAUAAGAUUUAUAGCUAUUUCAAGGAAAACCAAAUUUUCAUGUGAAUUUUUUUCUUCCCUGUUGUCUGUAAAGUUUUUAGAUUUAAAGUACGACUUUAAGUUUGCCGCAUAGGUUUUUAACAAGAAGAUUCACCCGCCAUGGAUUAGGCUACUUUCUUGCAUCACUGUGAUCCAUACUUACAGUCAGAACAGUCACAUGACACUGUCUGUUACCAUGGAAACAACUGUCCCUCUACACAUAAACAUCAGCCUGACAUCUAACCUCUGCAGACUCUCCCCUAUGCACCUCCUCUCUUCCUCUCUCAGUAUUUCUGUCCCGCAGCCUGUCAUGCCUCCCCUUUGGAAAUCUCGUGUCAAAACAAAGAGAACAGCUGACCUUUGACCCCCGCGUGUAUAGACGGCUCUGAGAGACAGACUGAUGUUAUCACAGAGAAAGAGAGAAAGAGAGCAUUACGGCUCAGGGGACAGCUGAUAUAGAGAGCAAAUAAUCUAGAGCAGAAGAGGCUGUAGUGGAAAAGAUUGAAUUUAUGUCUACUUUUAUUUGUCACUUCUCUUAUUUUUAUCUGUGUGUUUUUGUGUGCGUUGCUUCCAGAUCAAACUCCAACCCCAACAAGAUUUUUGCAGAACUGUGAAGAGGUUGGACUGUUUAAGGAGAUAGAGGAAGAGUUCCUACAAGCCGAGGAAGAGGAAAAAAGCAAACAGGUAUCAAAGGGAAUGUAAAUCACCCGGAAUUUUUCACUGAACAGCUGAGCCCUGCAGAAAAACAAAACAAAGCAUAAAUAUGUUUGUUAUGUUUGUUUUGAGAGUCUGUUGUGUUCAUGCUUCAAGUGACACUUGAAUGUGAGUGAGAUAACGGCAGUCAGAGCCAAUUAGACAACUGCAGAUAUCUGACCUGCUGUAAGGAAAGACACACCAGGCGAUCACAUUCUACUCAGUAAAUUAAACAGCAAGACUUCACACACACACACGUACAAGCACAAGGAAGGCACACACUGAAACAAAUGUAUGCAUGCAUGCACUGAGAAAAAUCAGCUUAGAUCACAAAACACACUCUGAAAGCAGAGAGCACCAUGAUAACAGCAGAUUUUCAACCCCACUUCUUCCUGCAGACGCUUUCUCACAAUGGGCCGUCGUCCUGUAUGAACCAGCAGCAGCUCAAACCCCAGCUUCACCUCCAGCACCCCCACCCCCAGCUGCACCAUCCGCAGACCCAUCCUUUGCAGCAUCCUCAGUCUCAUGGCCCUCUAAUGGGCCCUAGCUGCAGCCUGGCUGCCCAGCAAGCUCUAUCCUGCUCCCAGGCUGGAUCGGUCAUCACCCAGGCUCCUUCCACUCUCACACACUCCGGGUAAGUACAACUAUAGCUACACACACCUCUUCACACACACUUAUAUGCUGCUCUUUCUCACUCUUUCUUCCUCACCCAUCCUGUUUUGGACGAUUGGUAACUCAUUCUCUCUGGCACAGAAUGGCAUUUCCUCCCCUGAAUAAUUUAUCACUGCGCUAAUGAACUGAGAGGAGAAAAAUCCAAAGUCAAUUUACUGAGAGAACAAAGUCAUGGCGAAAGAGCGCUGCGUGACACCCACUCAAACCCAGUGACACUACCCACCCUGCCACGGUAACACAGCCUCUGUUGUGUCUGUGAGGAUCCAGACUGGAGUCGAUCAGAGCCUGAGUGGCUUCCAGGCUCCACGGUUAUCUCCCAGUUCACCGCACAGAUUAGAACAGUUCCUGUCUUUCAUCAAAGCAGACCCCAGCAGCUUCUCUUUCUCGCACUGACAUGAGACAUUUUAGGUCUUCUGAAUGUCUGAUCACUUACUAAAUGUGGGUUUGUUGUUGUUUGAAUUUACACCAUUUAGAAUAGAUCACGCUGUUAUGACACUUUGUUGUUCUUGCGUUAAUAUUCUGGCAUGUGCAACUUUUGACUGGAUGUCAUCCAAAAAUGUUAGGAAAGAUUGCCAACUAGAGUUCGAUGAAUAUUUCUUAUCACAGGAGUGAACAAAAAAAGGUCAAUUAAUCAUGGUUUACACCCUGAUUUAGAGUUAGAGAAUGCUGCUGCUUGAGAGGAUCCUGAUGUUGCAAAAAGUUUAGAUUUGCAACACUAUAAUAAGUGUAACUGAAAUCUCCUCUCAACAAAAUGUUGCUCUAUGUGACUUGAUGUGAUGUGACUGUUUGUAGUUUAAUACAUUUCCCUAAAGCUCUUGUGAGGGAUUGCUUUAAAUUUGGUGCAUCCUAUGGUCAGAGCAGUCUUUGUUAAUCUUGUCCUCUGCAUGUUUGUACGAAAGAGGAUUAGGGCCACAAGAAGAGAAAAAAAUAACUACAGGAGGGAGAUUUUUUAAAUUUCCAUUUUCAGAUUAAAGUCGAAAUUUAAAAAAGUCAAAAUCUGACUGUAUUCAUGUCGACUUCAAUCUUGAAAUUUCAACUUUAAUCUCAAAAUUUUAAUUUUUAUAGUGUCAAAAUUUUUACAUUAUUCAUGAGAUUUUGUAAUCUUGAAGUUUUGACUUUAAUCUGGAAAUGAAAAAUUUUAAUGUUGAAAGUUCGACUUUAUUGACAUAAUUUAGAUUUUUUUUAUCCUGAAAUUGCAACUUUAAUCUUGAAAUUUUGACUUUAAUCUCCUUUGUGUAAUUAUUUUUUUUUCUCUUCAUGUGGCCCUAAUCCGUUUUGUAUGUUUGAGUACUGAUUUGAGAUUAAAAAAAAAAAAAAACUCUACCAGUUGGCUUUUCGCAGUGAAAAUUGUUCAAACUGACACUUACUACCAGCAAUUUCAGGCACCAAAAUUGAUCAUAUAAGAAUUGUCAGUCUUGUUGCUGUUCAUCUUUUUUUACUUUCAGAUAUCAUGAAAAGGCAUAAAUAUAAAUUUCAUGAAUGUGAAAAACUCCUCAUUGGAGCUUUAACAUAUAAUUUCAAUACAGUGACAUUUUCACUGCAUAUAAAAACCAACUCGACUCAUGGAAAACCUUGCUAAUUUAUGUCGAGUUGACGCAAACAAUCCAGCAACACUGCCCUCACAUCGCUUACCUCAUUGUAAUUCUGCUGCUUAUGCACAUCUAUAUAUACUUGUCAUUUGAGAUGUUUCAACUGCAAAUUCUGCACCACUAGCCUACAUUUUUUCUGAGGGUUUUACAGUUUCUUUUACCAGUCAUAGUUAUCACCUCGUAAAUGAAAAUGAGCUGCUGCAUUCUUGCAUUUGAAUCCUUUUUAGGAAAGCAGACAGCAGACACAGAAUGGGAAAUAAGACAGACAUACAAUGAGGUUUUCAGACCCAACAUCAUAAAUACUGUACAUUCUCAGUGUCUCAAACCCACACAUCACUCAGAUUCCAUACAGUUUGGGACACUGUUUUGAAGCACUUUGGAGCCUAAGGAGGAAUUUCAAACCUUUGCUUAAGGUUAAGCCUCCUUAUGACCUGUUAAAAGAUCACUCGCUGAUUUUUUCUUAUAUUAAAAAAAAAAAAAGCCCUAUCACAUCUCUUAGCUUCAUUAGAUGAAUCGGCUUACCAGGGGUAAAUAAGUGGUACAAUAAUUUCAAACAUCUGUUGAGGAGCAGACAUGACCUGACAGAGCAGUACACAGAGUAAUAGCGCAGUAAAUCAGUGCCAGCUGAAGCCAGACAGCAUCUUAGUCAGUCAAACCAGUUAAGAGUUGCUCAGUGAACCACGGAUUGGGUGUCUGACUGUUUCCCCUCGUGUUUACCACCGGUUUCCAUAGCGACCCCGUCUCAGAUUGUCUGGCUUGCGGCCCAGUAGAACUGUUGUGGUUACGUUAGGAAAUGCUGCUUUGGUUAGUCUGAACUUUGUUGUAUGCUAACUGGGCCGCAUACCCCAGAUUCACUGAUGACAUCAUUGCCGAUGACCUCAGCGCGGCCAUGGAGGCCCACGCUGUCCGACUGGCUGAGAGCCACUGCGGUUAGAUCAGCACAUGACACCCUAGCUCCCAGCGUCCCCUGCUGUGAUCCCUGAGCUUUUCUCCUCCUUUUCAUUCUGUCACUUUUUGUAAAUAUUUCUGUUCAUCUUUCUGCCACUUCUUCAAUGUUUCUUCUUUUAAUGCCUCAAAUCACUCCCUUAUUCAUACCUGUUUGAAACAAAUACAACACCCCUUUGUUCAGAUAUUAACUGCUGGUCCAACCACUGAAAAAAUCGGCUUCUUUUAUCACUUCCUACUUUUGGUUUGUGGUUAUCUUGAUAAUGUAGUUUGAACGACAGAUGACCUUUUUUAACCCAGAGUUGCCAGAUCUGACCAAACACCAAAAUAGGAACCUCAAACCUGCAUUUCUUGUCUUUUUCAUAUUCCCAUUUUUAUUGAGAGGAACAUGAUAACUAUCUGUUAAAGGACUGGUGUAUAGAAAUGGAAAUAUUUUGCAAUAUCUAGCAGUCAGGUCAUGAAUUGAAACACUUAGCCCUUCCUUGAGUGAAGCACUAGUGAUGCGUCUAUGAUUCAAGUAUGAUCCUCCAUUUGUCAAGUUUCUACCAUCAAAAACGUCCCUCCAUAGAAGUUAUUUACACAACUACUCUCUUCUUCUUUACAAAAAUGCAUAUGUUGCCGUUUUGUCCUUUAAAUGUCACUGUAGAAAUAUAGAAAUGCAAGACUGCGACCUCUGUGAAGGGGGCCUACUCCUAAACAGCACACUAACAAAAACAGGUGAUAUUAAACAUAGCUGCAAAUAUUAGAUCUACCCAGGGUGUUUGGCUAGAUGCUGCACACUGUACCUUUACAUUUACACUCAUAUCCAGUAAACUGGUUCACCUCUGAUCUCCAUAGAAAAACACAUGAAUGAAACGUCAGUAUUAACUUCUAAGAUCACUGUGAUGUUUGAUUAUUUUGGGGGAGAUCCCAACCAUCACAGUUACAUCAAUCAUAGAUAAUGAUAACCUUGUUUUAAAUUUAAUGAGACAUGAACUGGUGAAACUAAUGAAAAAAAAAGCUUUAAGAAGUAUGAAUAAAAUAAUAUAAACUGAAGGAAACUCACAGAGGUUCAAUUGCUAAAAUGUCACAACAUAAGGUAGCAUUAUAUUAGGGCCUGCACAAACACUAAUCCUUAGGAAUAAAAUAUGCUGCAUACAUUAAUACAUACUAUAAUUGCAUUUUUCAAAGGCCUGUUGGAGGUUGUGCUUUUAUAAUCUCAAAUUUUCAGCCCUAACUGAUGCCGUCCAAGUAGAUUGAAAGGGACUCUUACAGUGUGUUUGAUGCUUCGCCUCUAAAAUAUUUCCUUUGUGCAUAUUUCUUAAAACAGCACGUUUACCACAUUUAGAGCUCGUUCCAGAUGUGGGAGCAUAGUUGACUGUGAGUCAAUGCAGAGGCACCGGUAACCAGGGAAGUUUUAAUCUCAGAAAUAUGAGUUUGAGUGCAGCCUAAGGCUUUACUUCAGCUUUCAUUCCACUUUAAUGACAGAGUUUUGUUAAAUGUGACUUUUUAUUAGUACUUGGAAAUAUGAAAAACAUGUAGUUUGAAGGUACCCAUAAAUGUCUGAUUCGUUUGCAAACUGCUUCAAAGUGUCCUUUCUGAGAGGAAAGCUAGCAACACAGCUUCCACCUAAGCACAAUGGGGAUAAAUAGUAUGUUGUUAUGGGAACAAGUCUUUCCAGAAACAAAUCCUGGUUAUUCUGGGUAAUCCAAAGAACAAUAGUUAUCAUAGGAAAUAUAUUUUGGUCAGAAAGUAGUUACUAUGAAAAGUGUUCGCAGUGACGUCUGUGGAUUACCCAGAGUUUGUGAAACGUUAUUUCAGAAAACACACUGGCCUCAGAAUGAAACUUCUCAAUGUUUGAAGGUUUUAUUCCAGCGCUGUUCUGUUUUAAACACGUCCAUCUAUCUCAAUCUCACCUCUAUCUGCCAUUAAGACCCAGCUAUAAAUGUUUCAACCUGCACCUCUCUCUGAACCCAGAUUAGUGAAACUUUAGCUGUCUGGUAUGACCCGUCCCCCCUCACUCUCUCUCCCUCUCUCUCUCUCUCUCUCUCUUUUUGGCUGACCACAGGCCUGUUCCCGGGCCGCUGUCAUCCCUCCUCCACAUGCGGAACAGACACAGACAACCGCUGCCAGCCUCCUUACCUGGCACCCUGCCAGACCCUGCCAUGCAAGGGGCAUCUGCUCAGCACAUGCCUGUAAGUAUGGGAGACUGGUUUCCCUCACACACACAUGCACACUCUUUUGCAUCCAGACAUACGUGCAUUAUGAAUUAUGAUUUAUACAUGCAGGUAUGGAAGCCAAAGUGGUCAAGAUCCCCUCGCUUAGAAAUAUUUAUGGCUGACAGAAAAACUCUUUUCUCGCUUUUGGAUGAAUUAAUCAAACUCCUAAUGGAUGUGACCUUGGGGGGAACUCUUUGUACUUCAGGUUAUGUUUGUGGCGAAGCUUUUUCAUGUCUCACUUGAAAGGUUAUUUUUGUGUCAAUUUUUUUUCACCGUCUUCAGAUAGAGAAGCAGAUGUCGUGUCUAAUGGGUAUACCAGGGCCUGUACACAACCCCUCCUGUUCCUCGCCUCAGGUACUGUCAGCUUGAAGCACUCAUAUUUUCUUCAUGGCUCUGUGCACUUCUGCUUCUCUCCUCUGGAAAUAACACUUUAUUAAAACUCUGAAACUAAUACCAUUAUUUUAGGCUGGACCUGAUUUUUUACCACAAAUUGAAAUCUACGGCCAGCGACUACUUUGCUUAGCUUAGCAUACAGACUGAAAACAGGAUGAAUCAGCUAGCCUGAUUAUGAGCAAUGGUCACAAGCUUGGCUCACCUGGAACUCUUAUCCUGAGCAACUCACAUGUUAUAACUCACUUGUUUUAGUCAUUGACUGGAUAUUAGUAUAAACAGCCCCCUCUCUUCUGAGACAUAACUGACAUGAUGAUGAGAGGGCAUGAACACAAAUAAUCUGACUAAUGGAGCCACAGGACUGAUGUUGCAUACCUUUGGCUGAACAACGUACACAUUAAAAGCUCCUAUAAGGAGUUUUUUGACUUUGUGAAAUAGACCAAAAUCCACAUCAACGCCUUGUCUUGAUAUCCAAAAACUAACAGAACCAUCAGUGACAAGCCUUGUGAUGCAAGGAGGUAGGAAUCCUUCAAAAGUCAACAGGGUGAGAUUUUUGGUCAAACGACACUGCUCAAAAGCAUCUACAAGACAAGAUGAGCAGAAAUAGCUUUGUUUACAAGAAGUACCAAAGUUGACUAAAACUAGGAGCUUUACAGGACCCCCCAGGUUGCUAAAGUUAACAGCAGAACUGAUUCAAAGUGGACAGUCAUGGUUAUGGAAAACUAAAAGACUCUUUUGUUUAUGUCUGAUUGGUUUCUCCUGCCUUUUCUUCUCUAUUUCCAGUAAGAACACCACAGGGGCCCACAUUUGUCAACAGAGCUGUCAAUCAAACUGUCACACCCUGUCUUUUAACAUCAAAUAACUCAUUUCUGUAUGACUAAACUCCUCUUGAAUAUGAUAAAUCAGUAUUAUGGGGGAGCAAUGGAGGAGGCGGGCUUUAUGACUAAUACUUAAGUCAAUCAUCAAGAGAACUUCAAACGUUAGGGCUCUGCUUGUAUAGCUGUCCCUCUUCCCAUUGUUUUCUACAGUCUGUGGUUUAAACCAAUCAAAAGCCAAGGUAAAAUGACAUUUUGCCACAUUACCAAGGGUAAGAGCCAGACUAUUUCUUGGCCAGGCGCAGUGACUUCCUGGAAUCUCCGCUGGCGGCUUGGCAAUCACUAAGAGCCAAGAAAGUGUUUGGCACACGGACCUGUAAAGUAUCAAAUUGUUUAUUUUAUAGACCCACUGCAGUUUUGUGCACAGAAAACAAUAAUAGGACACGCAAAAGCCAGUUGAUGAGCUAGUGGUGCCAGUCGAGCUGUUUUUCUGUUUCCAGUGUCGAUGCUAAGCUAGGCUAAUUUAUAAACAAUUUCUUUAAUUUUAUACGUUUUCACUUUACACUUCUUUGUUUAAAUAAAAGCCAAAAAACUUCAGACUGAACCUCAACCCUGGUUUAUUUGUUUCUAAUCAGUUUGGACAGGAAACAGAGUGUAACCCUAAACUUGAAAACAAACACACUUACUCACAUAAACACACACAUCUGUACUACAGGAAGACACAAACUACACACUCUCUCCAGCUUUCCUGGGUGUUUUUAUUUUCCUUGUGUCGACAUGCUUUCAAUUUCUUGCAUUCUAAAUUUUACAUUUCCUCUUUCGAGGCGCAUGUCGUAUAAAUUUUUAAGUGUGUGUGCUAUCAAAAGCAGCUUCAAAAGGGAAAACUGUGAAAUCCACACGCACAAACACAAAAACACACACACUCACAGGUUACGAGUUCAUGCGCACAGCUUGUAUCUAGAGCAGCGAAUGAAAAGUGGUUUCAGGUUUCAGAGCUGCUCAGGCCUCAGGUUUAAAUCUGAGCCUCUCUUCUUCUUCUUCUUCUUCUUCUCUUGUUUGGAUAGACACACACAUAGAACCAUUAACUUGCUCCUCAGGCUGAUUUUACUCAAAUGUGUUGUCAUUUAGCGUCACCGAAAGUGUUGUUUGCAUUUCUAAGAUGUGAAACAGGACUCCGGUCCUGUAAAACCACAGCAGAAGUAUUUACACGCCUCCGUUGUACAGUAACUUCACGCUGAGGCUGUGUGGAAAAGUAAACGCUUGACAAGUGGCUCAGUGUUUCAUGUACAGUUGUGCGUCUUCAUUCACUGAUCCCUCCAGACAGAAAUAUCAACGUGGUGUGUCAUCCAGUCCAAGGAGAUCCAUGAUGUAAUACAGGCCUCGGUGUCAGGGUGUUUCUAUGUAGUAAACAGAGCUGAAGCACUCAUGUCCCAUCCUGUUCACUGUGUGUGUUAGUGUGUGGCUGUGCGUGCGUGUUUGACUGGCAGCCUGGCUGGCUGGUUAAGCUGGCACAGACAACCCAGUGACCUCAUCCUUGGCACUGGCUAAAUGUGCUCCCUUUUCUCGUUGCUGAAUGGUUGAAGGGGGGCGGUGGGGAGUCUGCCUCUUCUCUUAAAGAAAUAUUGUGUAACAGGGAGCAGAUAGCAUUAAAACUAGGGAGGGGGGGUGAUGUCAUGCUCUAAACAUGACCUCCUCCUCUCUGCCGCUCUCCUCUGCUGAGUGGAGGAGAAAGGUGAGAUGAGGUUUAAUUUAGCUCUUACAGUCUGUUUAGUCAGACGAUACAUGGGAACGAUAAAGUGUGAAGGUAUCAAGCUGCAGACGGCAGCAAUUAUUGGAACACAUUAACCCACUUAUCCACAAUCAGAGCCACAGUUGUGGAUGAACAGGAGUGAUGGUAAUGAUGCUGUGAGAGUAGGAGUGUAACUAAGAGCAGCUAUCACUGUAAGUUUAAUACAUUUUGUUACACAGAGGUGGGACUGUGGGAAAGCAGGCUUCUUUGACCUGAAGUGAUCUGCUGGUUAGGAGCUUAUCUGCUCCUGUAGCUUGUGUAAGGGGGUCUAACACCCCUAAGCCCACUACAAGGAGGAUGGAAAAUGUAUAACCACCACCCCCUUUAAAAAUAAUGACCAAAUAUAGUUUAUUGGCAUUAUGGUGAAUGUAGUGGCAGUAGGAGGCACAAUGUUGCUUUUAAAGAUGCUUGUUGCAAUUUAUCUUUCAUAGAUACUUACCAAGGUUUUAAUUUUUCACUUUACUUUACAAGAAGGUGGAUACUAUGGAAGUAAGCCAAAAGUACGAAAGGUAUUGCUCGUUCGGAUACCUCAUGAACGACAUAGUAUACUGACAUUAAUCAAAGACUAAAACAAGGCUGAGUUCAUAAUCGUCUCUCCUAGAUAAGCUACGUUAUGUUACAUUAAGCUAGUGUUAAGAAUUCAUGGUUGAUACUGGGGCACAGACAGUAAAAUGAAGCACAUUUUUUUGUUCCAAUAUUGUUUUAGACUCAGAGCCUUUACAACAAGGCUUUUCUCAGUAAAAGACCAAGGAUUUAUCAUACUGUAUUUGUUGACAGACAUUUUGUGAAUAGCCAUUUGGCUCAUAUACUAUACUCUGGCAUGUGGAUGCUUCACCUCUGUAUCAGAACAAAGGAGUUGAAUUAAUUGGGACACCAGAGCACGCAUCGUGAUACCAGGACUGACAGUUAAUGUUAUUCUCCUUUUGUUUGUUGCUUCAUAUAACUAAUCAAACUUUCAGUGUUAAAGUUUUUUGAUGCUACCAUGCAGUUAAUAAUCUUGUGAAGCCAGGGGUGCACCCAAAAGGGUGGCCAAGAGUGGCGCUGGUCCCCCUUAAAGAACUAGGUCACUGUAGGUGCCACCAAAAUCCAAAGCUGAUUGGCUGUUUGCAACAUCAGAUGUUAAAACUAAUUAUUGUGGUUGUGUUAGGAGGCUGGCAGUAGCUUUCUUUGUGUUUAAUGCAAUUUUCUUUUGUUGAAAACUUCAAUUGUGACUUUGGAGAAACAUGUUUUGAGUCAUUAAGAAUUAAACUUAAAUUAUUUAAUCAUGACAAUCUGUAAUGUUUCCUUUCAUUGUUAAAAUAUAAAAAGGAAAUACAAAAGCAUUAUGAUUCAUACAUGAUUAUUGUUAAAACAGAUGGAGAAGACAGAGUGGGUAAAUGCUAUUAAUCUGUUUGUGUGCACACAUUACCUUUGCUCAUGCUGGUGCCCCAGUUGGGCCACCUCAGUCAAAAAGUCUGGGCACGCCCCUUUUCAUAACGACAGAUCAAAACAUGACCUCAUCUCUGCAUUCUGUAAAAAACCCUCUGGUGCAGAGAAAAGUCCUAUUAGAAUAAAGAUUUUAGCAAGAGCCACACCCUCUAGACAGUGGGUGAUAGUGCUCAUGGGAAAUGUCGUUUUCAUAAGCGUUUGUAUCAUACAGCAUUUAUUUCAUGUAACUUAAACUGUUCUAUAAAGCGGAUCACAUGCUCACCACUGUAAAUCAUUUUUUAUGUCCACCCAGAGAUCCAAACAGACAUUGGGCCACCACUUCCCCCAGCACCACCCUGGAAUGAUCAACGUCAACAACCCUGUGACAUCUAUGAGCCACAUGAUGGAUAUGAUGCCACAACGCCAGUGUCAUCAGGCACCUCCACUACAACACCACCAUCAACCCCCUCACCCACCUCCUACUCAUCAUCAUCAUCAUCACCAUCAACAACAGCAUCAUCAGGCACAGCUUCCAGCUCAGCACCUCUCGUAUCAACCGCGAUGCCACGCUCCUCCUCAGCAGCAUCUGGGCAGCCCACACAGGCAUCAGCUCCACCAGUCAGUGAAUGUAACGCACGCUCAGGCUCACCAAUCACCGCCUCAACAUGUGCACCAGGGGUCACCUCCAGCACCUCCUCUGUCUGUUCCACCGCAGGUACAGUGCUCCAUGUUCACUGACAUGACAGUGGCUUUAGAUACAGUGAUCUGAUUGGAGAAGAGGUGUUCAAUAAUUGUUGGACUAGGGUGCACAAUCACUGGAAUUGUAGUUUUUAACUGGCUUCAGGUAUCCUGAGUACUGUUGACGACCCUGGUAGAGGGUCUUUUCCAAAUGGGCUCUAUGCACAGCUCCAUUACUUCCUGAACUUAAGGCAGCUCCUUUAUUUCCUGUAUUACAUCAUUGGACAAACUGAUUAAUCCAGGUGUGACUGAUCAUUGUGACUAGUCAGACACACCUGGAUUAAUCAGUUUGUCCAAUAUUGUGAGACAGGAAAUAAAGGAGCUGCCUUAAGUUCAGGAAGAAGUGGAUCGGUGCACAGAGCCCAUUCAGUAAACCUUAGAAUUACACAGACCACCCAUCAAACUCUCAAUACACUCUUAUUUUUACAUGUGACACAGAGUAACAUACAAAUUCAAAAUCACCAAAAUGUGUUUUUAAUUAUCACUAUGAAAGCUCCUGUAAUGACUCUUUUGAUGUUCAUUAAAUUUUCAUGACGUCCUAAAGCAAAGAAGACCACAAGCAACAAGAUUGAUAACACUUUUACUGAAGAAAUGGUCAUGUUUUUACUAUUUUCACUUAAAAUAUUCACAAUGAAUUGUGACUAUCAAUGGACAACUUGGACUACUAUGGACAACUUGGUUCCACCUUCAGCCAGUAUAUGGAUUUGAAGCCGAAAAUCUCUCAAUAACUGCGUUUUUCUUCACUUCCUGAAACCAACAUUGCGCAGUAUCAUUGUACUCAUUCGGUGGGAGAGUCCCCGAGAGUCGCUAUGAUGAUGCUCAGCUCAAACAGCGUAUCCACCAGAUGGCGAAAUUUUUUGUUGUUGGGUGGUAGGGGAAGGUCCCGCUGUCCUUCAGCUAGAAGUGUUGUGCUUCGAUUGGUUCUUCCUAAUGGCCCUGAAACACCAUCGACUGUCGGGUUAGGGUUAGGGUUAGGAGGUUCAGAAGUGUGAUAAUGUUCUGUAAUAUUCUGUUUGAUGUACAGAGCCAACAGCUCGCAUUUGGCUUGAGCGUGUGAUGGUGUUUCCAGCUUAUCUAGCCAAUCAAAGGCAAAGAUGGCUGGGGGAAUUGGGAUUUAUGACCUAUACUGCAGCCCGUCACCAGAGGGUGCUGUUCUCAGGGUGGCUUCACCCAGCGAGGAGGCAGAUGGCGCCCAUUCUAUUUACAAUCUAGGGGCAUUACUCAAACAUGUAGAGGACAAAAUGAGCCAAGCGUACUUUGACAACAGAGGGCGCUAAAGUGGACACAACCCAAAAAGUCCUUAACAGGAGCUUUACAUACUGCAGGCCUCUAGCUGAGUCUGUUAUAACCAGAUAUCGCACUCAGAGCCAGGCUGUUAUACUUAUGAUCAGUAUUGCUCUGUUCAGGAUUCUUGCUAAGCAGCAAAUGCAGAUGAUUUUUUCAUAUUUUUUUAUCAUUAUUACCUUGCAGUUAUCACCAGUUGCACAGCAGAUGCAGGCCUCCCAGUCAGCCCUCCCCCAGCACGCAGUACAGCCAGGUGGGAGCUGCAGCGGUGCAGGUGUAGGAGGAGGAGGUGGAGGUAGCCACCGCCGCAGAAGAACAACAGACCAGGACCCUGACGAGCGAAGGCAGAAGUUUCUGGAGCGUAACCGAGCCGCAGCCACCCGCUGCCGACAGAAGAGGAAACUCUGGGUGUCGUCGCUGGAAAAGAAAGCCGAGGAGUUGACGCACACAAACCUGCAGCUACAGGUGGGACACGCUCGGACAAGCACACACACACACAGACACACACACACACACACACACACACACACACACACACACACACACACACACACACACACACACACCCACACACACACACACACACACACACACACACAAACACCAUCUGCACAAGGAGGAUACUCAGUGUUUCUCUGUCUUUCUAGAACGAGGUGACGUCCCUGAGGUCAGAGGUGGGUCAACUGAAACAGAUUCUGCUCACUCAUAAGGACUGUCCCGUCACCGCUCGGCAGAGAGAGGCACAGGGGUUCUCUAGUGAGUAAAACCCACUACCCUGUACCCCCCCUCUAGAAAUCUCACCAGCUUUUUUCCAGACGCCUGACAUCAGUCAUCUCCAUCCAUCACUGUGGGCAUAAUUCAGAUACCUUACACCAUGCACAUGCACAUAAAGGAGUACGCCAGGGUUACAAAAGCCCCCUACCUUGCAGUAUCUCUGAACAGUAUCUUACAGAAUGAAACUAAGCAGCACUUAGAGUAAAACUCAGCUUUUCUCUACUUUUUGGUACCUGCACUUUUAUUCCUAUGGGGAGCCAAUCAGGGGAAAACACUGCACUCUUGACUCUCCACUUAAAGGAAUAGAUUUUUCAGUGUCAUGUUCAUUCUCAUUCAAAGCACCAGACCUUGAUGGUAUUUUGAAAUAAUGCAAGAAUCUAGCGAUGGCUGUUUUGCUUAGCAUUAAACUAGCUUGGACAAAAUGCAGAGCACGCUCAUCUUGCACUCCAGUCGGGGUAAAGUUAAUUUCAGAAAUGACUGACCCUGCAUGUGGCCUAAAAUGACAGAAAUUGAGGAAAUAGUGCACCUUGUGGCUUCAAAAAAAGAAGCGUGUUUAAAGUGUUAAGAAAGAUCCAGAGAGCAAAAAAGUUGUAUUAUUAGCCAAGUGUUAAAUACCUUUAUUUCUAAUGUUGUCUUUUUACCUGUAUUUGUUUAAAUAAAAGAGAUAUUUUCCUUAAAUCUAGUGGAUUUUCAUUCAUUUACUUACUCGAAAGAAACACAAAUCACUGAACCGACAAACCACACCGGCUCAGUGACUUUGAUUGAUAGCUGUCUCUGUGUCCAGCUGCAGGGGUGAGCGAGGGAGGAAGUCCCGCCCCUGUAGGUCCUGGCUCUCAUCUGCAGGCCAUCCAACACAACAGCAUCUCCACCUCCUCCUCGACAGUGGGGGUCGACACGGGGCACGACCUCCAGCCUGGACGCUAGCACUCUUAGAGGAGGGGGAGGGACUGGAUGUUUGAAUCCCACCAGACUGAAUGAUCUUUUCUGUCAUAACUAUACUUCAGUCUCACUUAGCUGUGUCUCUUUAGGUAAAAUACUGGACUGGAUUAGUGAGGUUAUAAACACAUGUGAACACUGCAGUGCUUUUGACAUCAUUUAUAAUAGUUUUUGGUGAAGCCAAGACCAGAACCACUGAUAUAUUUCCAUAACUGGUGCAAAAAAAAAAGGACUUUUCCUCUGAGCCUGCGAUGGUUACAACUGGAUCUUGUGUUAUCUCAGAAAAGUCUCCCUCUGUCCACAUGAAUCUAACCGUUGCCUUCAACCCACUAACUAUGCACAUACACAAUCCUAACACAUCUUUGCAGUAUCUUCCCCUCUUCUACCUUGCACUAAUUCAAAGAAAAAAAAAAAAACCUAAGUAUUAGUUUUGUAAUUUUACCUGAGCUUAUGCAAGCGCACACCUUAUGCCUUCUCUGUGAUGCAGAAGCAGCUUGUUAAAAAAAUGUAUUUUUCUACAAAUUAUUCAUGAGACAAAAAAAAUGUUUAUCUUGAGAUUUCAAGCUCAUGUCUAUGGGACAGCCAUUCAAACCAUGAUUGUAUUGAAUCUCCUUUUGAGCACUUUUUAAAAUCAACCUAAGACACUAAACAGCGACAGACUGCACCUCAUGUCUCAAUCCCUGUUGGUUAUUAAAUUCAACCUUAAUUCUGGUAUUAUUUUGUUUUUUAAAUGUCUGUUUAAACUGGUUUUGAUUUAAUAAAACCUGUUAGACCUCUGAGCAUUA
Molecule: messenger RNA, 19418 nt
Organism: Xyrichtys novacula (pearly razorfish)
Lineage: Eukaryota; Metazoa; Chordata; Actinopteri; Labriformes; Labridae
Source: the annotation of a GenBank genome assembly